This is a messenger RNA of Fusarium oxysporum Fo47, 546 nucleotides long. RefSeq lists its product as uncharacterized. The transcript has 2 exons. The record is from RefSeq and is a predicted model, not a curated record. Bases 1 to 546 code for a protein of 181 amino acids. NCBI's taxonomy places the organism in Eukaryota, Fungi, Ascomycota, Sordariomycetes, Hypocreales, Nectriaceae.
AUGGCAGCCCCGAGGUGCCUACAAUGCGUCAAGGAAGGUGCCCAUAUACGCACUCCCUGGUCUGCCCACGUCGUGAUAAAGGACAUACUCGUAACUACUCAAGUAGGGCCAUGGGUGUUUUAUGGUGUUUGUGCCGAGACUUUAGAUGCGACUUCAUCGGACUGGACAAGCCCAGACUGCCUUCUAUGGGUUUUUGACGAUGCGUCAGGGCCACGAAUGUGGCAGGACACUGCCCAGCCGUCGCCCUUCAAUUCCGAGGACCCCGAAAAGAAUUUUGAUCAGAUCGUAGGCCAUUAUGAAUCCAAUGAUGGAGAGUGUUAUUUCGCAGUCAAGUGGAAAAGCUGCCUGGCACCGACGUGGGAGAGAGAGACGGACAUGCCGCUUUCUCCGAUCGACAAGUGUCCUCGAAAUCACUUCUUUGUGGCAUGGAACUUUGUCGCUGUAGCGCCUUCUGGUGGCGAAGUCACCUUCAUAUCAAGCGCUGUGCUCGGAGAGCCGACAGUCUGGACCUUACGUGAGUUCAGAGAAAAUGCACCUGAAACUUAG